GUUGUUUUAUGCUUAGUUUUGUAAAAUGGAAGCUUAUCGAAACUGUUUCUUCUUGUUAGUAGAUUCUGAUCGUAUAAUUCUGUACUGUCGACAUUUUAAUACGAACGACAUAAAACAUGUUUAGAGCAAUACCUAUUUCAGGCGCUUGGUAACAGGUGCACCUUAGCAUUCCUUAAUAUUGACUAACAAAACACUGAAGCAAAUUUAAUUAACGUUAAAGAAUCGCUUAAGUUUAAACUGAAUUAUUGAGUGUGACUAAGUAUGCCGAGUCCAGCGAAUCGAAGCUCUUAAGACAAAGAAAACUGUAUUCGGUUUUCUCAUCUCACGUCGAUCUGGCGUCUUGUGCUUGAAGUCAUGAGAAAGAAUAAUUCCUUAUGCUACCAACAAUGUCUGAGCAGCCAACAGUCAGACUCAUAUUUAUUAAUGUAACAGGAUAAGUUGGAGAGAUGAUGGCAUUACUAAAUUCAUAUCCAAAAUAUGGGACAGCUGGUAGCGUAGUGGCUUUCUUCAGUAAAAUUAUCCAACUGUACAAACUGUUAAAUGAUUGAAGGUAGCUUAACACUGUAAGUCGUUUUGGGGAAAAGCGUCACUACAUCUUCUCAAAACAGACCACUAUAAGUAUAAACAAUGCAUGUGUCGACUGGGAAUUUUUCGUUUGACUCGUCGCCUUGACAUGCGCAGUUGCAGCCGUGACGGUACAAACUCGUCGUUUGACUAGUUUUCCUGACAUGCGCAGUAUAAGCUCUGAAGCAUCGCAAUGGCGGUACCGGAGAGGUCUACAAAAGAGCGGUUGUUAUCAGUUCUAGACGAUUUGGAGGUUCUAUCUCGGGAGUUAAUAGAAAUCCUGGCCUUGUCAAGAAUGCAGAAACUGCCCCAGCAGGGGGAGGACACUCAGAUCCUGGAGCUCCUGGUGCAGCGAGACACUGAGUUCCAGGAGCUCAUGAAGGUGGCUCACCAGCAAGGCAAGGCUCACCAGGAGAUGCAGUUGCUGGAGAAGGAGGUGGAGAAGCGGGACAGCGACAUUCAGCAGCUGCAGAAGCAGCUGAAGGAAGCAGAGCACAUUCUGGCAACGGCUGUGUACCAAGCAAAAGAGAAACUGAAGUCAAUAGAAAAAGCCAGAAAGGGAAGCAUCUCCUCCGAGGAGAUCAUCAAGUACGCCCACCGAAUCAGCGCGAGCAAUGCUGUGUGUGCUCCUCUGAACUGGGUGCCAGGCGAUCCUCGGAGACCGUACCCAACUGACCUGGAGAUGCGAAGCGGAAUGCUGGGCCAUAUGAACAACCUGUCCACCAAUGGUGUGAACGGACACCUCCCCGGAGACGCGCUGGCUGCUGGCAGACUGCCAGAUGUGCUGACUCCGCAGUAUCCCUGGCAGUCGAGCGACGUAUCCGUGGGAAUGCUGCCCCCCCACCACAGCAACGACUUUGCACUCGAGCCCCCCGGCCACAACAAGGAGAAUGAAGAUGACGUGGAGGCCAUGUCCACAGACUCAUCCAGCAGCAGCAGCGACUCGGACUGAAACGAUCUCCCUUACAACACGCACACACAGAUGUGCAAGCAGAACUGCCUGGGCUGAAGACUCCUUAUUAGAGAAGAGCUGAUAUAUAUUUUUUUAUCACUUCCCAUUUCAUUGGCUUGGAUUUCCUAACUAUCCCAUGUAUUUUUGUACAAAAGCCACUUCUAUUUAAUUCUGACUUCACCUUCAGGAGUUUUAUGUUACCUGUAGGUUUAAAAAAAAAAAAAAAAAAAAAAAUUUCAGUAAAGUCAUUUACUCCUUAGCCAUUUUUUACACCACUUUCAUGUGAAACGUGGUUGUAAUUGAAAGUUUUGUAAGAAGUGAACACUGAGUGAUGCUGUGCUUUACGGUGCAGUUCUGAAACACGGGUGCCGCUGCAGGAACGCUACUACCUGUCUGCAUUAACUCGCUCGGCAGCUUAUUUGUAUGUUUAUUGUGCCCUUUAUUGUACUUAAUUCCUCUAAUGGGUCUCCAGGUGCCAUGUAUUGGUCCCUGACUGUUAACCUCUGAACUUGAGAUCAGUGUUAUUGAAAAGCACGUCUGAAUUUUCACUCACGUGAAACAGCCAGAGGAUGUUUUCACUGUACCUCACUGGACCCGGUGCUCUUGCUGUUAUAGAAUCAUGGGAUAUAAAAGGUGUUUUACAUUGAAUGCAUUAGUGUGAUUUGCCAGGUUUUUGGUAACAUGUUUAUAUUGAAAGUUACUUCACCCAGGGGUGCUGAACUUUUGUGUCUGAGGACUGCUGGGGGCUUGAGGGGCAGCCCUUUGCUCAGUCUCAGCUCUUUCUUGUUUUGUAGAAACAGUUGCUGUGUAUUAUCUCCCAUCACCUGUCUUGCUGGCUGCCAACCAGGCACUGAGUAAAACCUAUACUCAAACCACAGGAUUUCAACCCUUGAGGCUCAGUUGUACCCCUGCGUUGAAGAGAUACAGGCAGAACUUGAGCCCCAGCCUCUUAGUCGCAGAAUGAGUUACUUAACCGGUACUCCACUGUAGGUUUGGUUAAUAUUUCACAUGGAGAUGAAAAUUGAGCUUUUGUACAAAUACGGCUGCAGAGCAGAUGUAGUAACAAUAUGAAUGUUUGGCUUAUGUGAACUGAAUGAAAGCAAAAUUGUUUUCAGGGACACAUUAAUCUUUAUUUUCAACCGUUAAUUUGUAAAUACUACUGUAUAUAUAUUGUUCCUUGUAAAUA
Scleropages formosus (Asian bonytongue) is the source of this 2702-nucleotide messenger RNA. RefSeq names its product mediator complex subunit 4 (gene med4). Gene Ontology annotation, biological process: regulation of transcription by RNA polymerase II. Gene Ontology annotation, cellular component: mediator complex; core mediator complex. Gene Ontology annotation, molecular function: transcription coregulator activity. Lineage: Eukaryota; Metazoa; Chordata; Actinopteri; Osteoglossiformes; Osteoglossidae. The record is from RefSeq and is a predicted model, not a curated record. The coding region runs from base 758 to 1516 and encodes 252 amino acids. The transcript has 7 exons.